AUGAUAACAACCAUGACGUCAUUUAUAUUAUUAAAGACAAAUUCGUUUUUAUUGAGGAUGAACAGGGAGGACGUAAACUGGUUUCAUGGAAAAAUAUCUCGGGAGACGGCUGAAAAACUUCUCAAAGAAGAAGGAGAAGAUGGUGUAUUCUUGGUUCGUGAGAGCAAUACAUCUCCAGGCGACUACGUUUUAUCUGUUUUGCACCAGGGUGAAGUUGUACAUUAUCAAAUCAGAAGGCACGGUGAGGAUGCUUUUUUCUCAAUCGAGGAGCACACCACUGUGCAUGGACUGGACACAUUGAUUCAACACUAUCGGGGCGACUCCAAUGGCCUAGUGACACGACUCUCAGUGGUUUGCAAGGGUCAAGCUCCACCUCAUGAGUCUAGAACGCAGGGAACUACAAACCUUUUGCAUAGAGCGACAGAAGCGGGUGAAUUCAAUGUGGUUUCAAAAUUAUUGGAGAGCGGAUAUCGCAGUCGCGAUGCCAAGAAUCAAGACGGACAGACAGCGGUCCACAUAGCUGCGAGGGCGGGCAGAGACAAAAUACUCAGUAAACUCAUAGAGAGCGGCGCCACUGUCAAUGUUCGGGAUUCGUUCGGGUUCACCCCGCUCCAUUACACUUGCCAGAAUAACUUGCCCAGUACAACGGAAUUGCUUAUAACAUGUGGAAAUGCAAAUUAUCAGAUGCGACACGCACCUACGGGCAAAGUGCCGCUUCACGACGCGGCUCAGAGAGGACAUAUUGAAUGUGUAAAGGUAUUAUUAAAACUAAAGGCGCCGGCACACCCACGAACGCUAGCUCAAGAAACACCAGCUCAAUUAGCUAAACAUUAUGGUCACACCGAGUGCUACCAAUUGCUCAAAAACUAUAAAGCAGAAACCCCAAACACAUCGAAGACCCAAUGGUACCACGGAACAUUGAAUCGCGAGGAGGCUGUUCAAACCCUGGAGGAGUACUGCAAACAGCACGGCCUAAGAGAUGCGCCGACGAACGGUGUCUACCUUGUAAGAUAUAGCGAGAGACAUACUGGUGCUUACGUUCUUACGAUGCUGAGUGAAAACACUUCAUUCCACUUUAUCAUUAGGAAAGAGAACGAAUGGCUGUUUAUCGACAAUGGACCGUACCUAGAAUCGUUAGAGCGGCUAAUAGAGCACUACAGUAGUGUAGUAGAUGGGCUUCCAACCAAAUUGAGCAUCCCUGUCCCGCCUAAACCGAAACCACCACUACCAGAGUUUUCGACGAUGCCGCGUACAAAAAAACAUUUGCCGAGCCGCGUAAACUCCAACCAAUCGUUGUCGUUAGUUAAAAAUGACAUUUUGAACGACAAAAAACCAACAUCUCCAAACAACAACGCCUUUGAGUUAUUGACGAGAAAUCUUUCCUUCUCAUCUGACUUCAAUUGCGAUUCCUUGAAUAACAACGAAGAUCUAGACGCAGAUACGUACAAGGUACCUGUGAACAAUAGCGCCGUUACGGCGUUAGCUGAAAACUAUAACGAGAUAUCGAUAAAUUCGGAUGGACAAUUAUCUACUUUACAAGAAUUCAUACCAUUCACGGAGUUGACACUUGGGGCAGUAUUAGGGGAAGGAGAGUUUGGUUCUGUCCUACGAGCUGUGUAUACACCCACCGAUACCCCACCACAGCAGGUCGCAGUCAAGACUUUACAUCUACAGCAUACGGAUUCCAACAAGCGAGAGUUUCUAGCUGAAGCUAAGCUCAUGAUGGCUCUAAGACAUCGAUGUAUCGUGAGGCUCAUUGGAGUAUCUGUGGGUCCACCGUUAGCUAUGGUCCAAGAGUUGGUUCCCCUCGGCUCGCUACUAGAGUACCUGAUUCGUCAUCCGGAUAAAGUCUCCCCUGGGUAUGAGUUGAGGCUGUGGGCGUGUCAGGUGGCCGCGGGUAUGAGGUAUCUGGAACGACGGCGCUUCGUACACAGAGACCUUGCUGCUAGGAACAUAUUGCUUGCUAGCAGGCACCAAGCUAAGAUAAGCGACUUCGGUCUGUCACGAGCACUGUCCGCGGACAGUUCGUACUACAAAGCGAGCCGCGGUGGCAAGUGGCCGAUUAAGUGGUAUGCGCCGGAGUCUUACAACUACGGCACCUUCAGCCAUGCUAGCGACGUUUGGAGUUAUGGCGUCACUCUAUGGGAGAUGUUCUCUUAUGGAAGCCAGCCGUACGGAGACAUGAGAGGAACUGAGGUCAUCCAAUUAGUCGAAAGCGGCGAGCGCCUCUCCCGGCCGGAGAACUGUCCAGAUGAGAUCUACCAAGUGAUGCUGGACUGUUGGGCUUACACUCCCGACCACAGACCUACGUUCAGCAAGCUCGUGGACGUGUUCUCACACCACCCGGACUACGUCAACAUCAGCCAGAUCGCCCUAGAUGAUGACGUCACCGUCUGA
This is a messenger RNA of Leptosia nina, 2397 nucleotides long. The record is from the annotation of a GenBank genome assembly. Lineage: Eukaryota; Metazoa; Arthropoda; Insecta; Lepidoptera; Pieridae.